UGCUGCCACGCAGCAUCCAGAUGCACAUCAUGAAGGAGACCGAGGACGACGCCUUCUGGGAGCGCCUCCUCAAGGACAAGUCCUUGGAGAAGACUAACGUGAAGAUUGACUGGAACAAGUUCGUUGACGAGGACGAGGACGAGGGCGGAGAAGGGUUCGACAUGAGUGCCCUCGACGGAGGAAGCCAAUUCGGAGGCCGUGGCGGCCCUCCCGGAGGGAUGGGUGGUAUGGGGGGUAUGGGAGGCAUGGGGGGUAUGGGAGGCAUGGGGGGUAUGGGCGGAGGCGAGGGGGGAAUGCCGGCAGACAUGGCAGAGAUGAUGGCCAAGAUGCAGGCGGGCGAGAUGGGAGGCAUGGGAGGAGGUCGGGACGACAACGGUGACGAUGAUGAUGAUGACGAGGCGGAUAGCGAUGACGAGGGCCUGCCCGAUCUCGAAGAUGACGACGAUCAGCCAGGUGCCUAGAGGUGACGACGCUUCGCUGGCCCGAGGUUACCCAAGAGUCUUGUCAAGCAGACGCUUUCUGUUAUCUCGGCAUUCUGGCGCGAGUUUUGUUUUUGUCGGGCCAGGCGGUUUAUCCUCGUUACACUUUAUAGACGCUUGAUUACUCUCAGCGUGCGGCGGCUAUGCAAGAUGAGCCCGGGCUCGGAGUACGGCGGUGUUGGGGCACCAUGGGGUGAUCCUCAUUCCACGCGUUUACUUCUUGAUGCUUGGUCGAGGAGACGGCAGUCAGGUCCGGGUUGGGGGGGAGGGCGAGGGGUCGUGUCCCUGCGCUUGUUUUUUUGGUAUUAUAUCACGUUCGUUUGUUUAGUCUCUUGUUUUUGUAUCCAGUCAUGUCGUAGAUGGCAGUAAGGUUGACGGUGUCUCGGGGCAACAAAAGAGUGAUUUGACUCUGUUGGUCCUCAGUUUCGAGCUGCUUGUUCGGGUGCUUCUAGUCUUUUCUGUUCCGGUCCGCGCCCUCUGGGGGGAGACGCCGAAUCCCGGUAGAAGUUUCCAUGUCAGUUUAGACCCGACUCCUGAACUCCCUCGCCUCUCGUUGUGCGGGCAAGACAUUCAUCUCACCCACCUUUCCCGUAAACAGGAGUGAGUGUAAGUAGUGGGAUGACACCCUGGGGUGUGAGUGACCUACCCGUGGUGUGUUGUUAUUGCGCGGUGGAAAGUUUUUCUUUUUUUGUGGGACGGUUCUAAGACAAGACUGUACGAGCGACAGCGUGGGUUACUUACACGUUGCGCUUGUGGAGCUCUGACGGCAGAGCGGCAGCAAGAAUGGGGUGAAUAUUUGUUUUGUUUGCCAAACCACACAGGCGACUCCUUGGGACAGCCGCCCGGCGCUCCGGGAGCACUGAAGUCUCGGGGCAAGGUUGGAGUCUUCGGAAAACUGGUAGAUGCUAUUAAGCGUACUAUCAUCUUGGCGGGCUUGCUGCGUACACGCGUGGGAGCUCUCGAGCUGUGGGGGAAACCGUGGAUUACAGGGCGAAAGAGAAGGGGUGGGAGGAGGACCCCUUUGCCAAGAAUAUCAUGACUCCUUAUUAACCUACGUAGUCAAAUUCCUUGUUUGUAUUUCGUUCGUUGUCGGGGAGGAUGAAACAAGGCAUCUAAGGUCCUCUGCGUGUGUGAUUGAUACGAUGGGAAGAGAGGCAAACGUCGCGCAGCAGACGGUCGGCGGCCAAUGGCUCACAAAAGCCGCGACUCAUAUGCCGCCGCCGCGGGUACACGGUAUCGACCGCAUGAUGUGACACACAAGACGGUCAAGGGGGAGGGGUGGCUUUCGCGACAAUAAAGAGCACCAAACGCUCACAAGGAGAGCGGGUCAACGCCCGUGGCACCCCGCCUGGUUCGGGACAUGCGGGAUGGUUCUGUGCCAGGCGUCGUAGCUGGAGCGAUCGAGCACUACUGCAGUGACACUUGACCGCUUGGGCCAUUCCAAAAUCAGCCUGUGCCUGUGGUUGGCAGCGAGUGCAGCUACUAUGAUACUAUCGCCAAUGGUGCUGCCGCCGACAGUUCUGCCGCCGAUUUCGCUGGCUUCUCUGGUUGGGUGCGCGGCCGUCUCAAAGCCCUUCGGCGUUCGUUGCCCACGGAAGAAUCAUCAGGAGGUGUUGCCGUCUCCACCCCUCCUUGAUUCGCCCUCGUGACAACUGGUACAUGGGGUUCACUAAGGGGGCGAAUCUGUAUUAAAUAUUUUGAACAAAGAGUCUCUAAACGCUACUUCGUUGUUUAUGCUUGAUGGUGCAAACUGUAAGAUCUGUUCUUGGCACCCGUCCCUGUGUGCCAGGUUCCCAGUGGGAACAGAAGAGCAGAGUGUGUGGAGCACACGGCUUGCCACAUCAUAUUCGCUCUACCUGCCCGCAUUGGCGUAAGUGCUUCCAAAUCUGUUUGUAACUGCCAUUUCUCAACCCUCCAAACAAACCACCACGAACCGGCUGUUUGUAGCUCCUGUGGGCCACGUCGGGCUAGGGGAUAAAACACCGUCUACUUCCUUGGUUGUUUCUCGACAACGGGAUCAUACGAGAGUAGUGCUAGUUCGCACACCGUAGGACACGCGCAGACCGCUGCCCGUUCAGAAAUCGUUUCUUCGAAGUGCUGAAAAGGAGAGUUGUGGGCAGUGCUGGGCAGGUGCCUGGUCGAACGCCAAGGUGUAAUCUAAGCCGCCCCCAAAAGGGCGCCCCUAUCCACAUCAGUCUUUCUACAACCACGAUCCGUGCCUCCGUACCCUACGAUCUUCUACGCCUUCUGCUGCACUGGUGAGCUGCUCCCAUCCGUGGUCACACCCAUCGAAACCGCUGUGCAAGGCAUGCCACCGUUUUGGUUCCUUCAGCACGUCUUGGAGUUUACGCCGGAAGCCAGGGCGAACAGGCGUUCCGCGGUCCUUCCGCGUCACACACCCCGCACCGGGGGGGAUCGGCAUCCGCCCUCUCUCCACCCGUCCCGAUCGAGUUCCAAAACGUGCACACCCCACACGGCCAACCGUCUCCGUCUCCUUCCGGGACGACAGGGGAUGGUAUCGAGCUGUCCCCGCUCUCAACAACCGCCUUUAGAGAAGCU
Ectocarpus sp. CCAP 1310/34 is the source of this 3038-nucleotide messenger RNA. NCBI's taxonomy places the organism in Eukaryota, Phaeophyceae, Ectocarpales, Ectocarpaceae. The record is from the annotation of a GenBank genome assembly.